GCUCUAGCUAGUCUCAUGAUCUCAUCUUCUACACAUCGACCAAAUUAAGCUAGGCAGGUAGAGGCCGGCGGCGGGCAGACAUCAAGGAGAAGGAUGCCGACGGUGCGGCGGCGGAACCCGGACGUGCACGUGAAGGCGCUGGAGGGGAUCGUCUCCGCCAACACCUUCCUCACGGUGGCCGUCUUCAUCGGCAUCACCGGCACCAUCACGGCCUCCUCCACCGUUCCCACGAACUGCGUCGCCGGCGACGACAUCGCCCGCAACUUCUUCCUCUUCGAGAUCCUCUCCUUCGGCUUCUACCUCCUCUCCAGCCUGGUCGCGCAGGGCAUGAAGCUCUGCGUCACGCUGCUGGCCGCCGGCGACGACUUCUACGGCGACGGCGAGCAGAAGCCGGUCAUGACCGACGACUGCGAGGAGAUGCCGGCGUGGCGCGCGGCGGGGCCCCGGGAGCGGCGCCGCGCCGUGCUGCGGUACGCCAGGCCCAUGAUGCUGCUCGCUGCGGUCUGCUCCAUCAUGGGCACCUUCUUCCUGCUGCUCUCCAUGAUCGACGCCAUCCAGCUCAAGUUCGGGAUCCUGUCGUGCAACAUCCCAAUCGCCGUCGGCGCCACGUUCGCGCUCUGCGUGCUCGCCGUCACCGGCCUCAUCUUCUACGGGUGCACCGUCGCCUACGCUCUCACCAACUACAUGCCGUGAGCGUGACAGCUCACCUGCCGGUUGUUGCAUCUACUAGUUCAUUCUUUCUUAAUUAUCUUGGGAUUAGUCAAUUUUACAGCACCUAAUGUGCAUAUUCUGAUCAAUUAACUUUAUUCCGGUUGAUGCUAGAAGUGUAAGUACUACGGAGCAGUACAUUAUUUUUUCCUAUGGGAGUAUCAUUUUUUUAUGUUUCUCUUGUAUAAAAGGAAGAGGGAA
Lolium rigidum is the source of this 909-nucleotide messenger RNA. RefSeq lists its product as uncharacterized. NCBI's taxonomy places the organism in Eukaryota, Viridiplantae, Streptophyta, Magnoliopsida, Poales, Poaceae. The transcript has a single exon. Bases 94 to 693 code for a protein of 199 amino acids. The record is from RefSeq and is a predicted model, not a curated record.